AUGGAUGAGGUGGAUGACGGGGAGGAAGAGACCAAGUUUCAGCAUCCUCGUCUGAGAAGAGCCGGAGGAGGGAGUUGCAUCCAGAAUAAACACUGCGCGCCAGGAGGGGGAGCCGCGUCACGGAGGAGCUCCGCGCACCACGAGCCGUCCACUUCCACUGAUGCGCGCCUGGGUGAUGCUGCUGCUACUGCUGCGGCGGGUCGGAGCGGAGGAGGUGGAGGUCGAACGUCUACCGUAGAGGUGGAGGCUUGUAAUGUUACAGGUGACGGCAACACCUCAGCACCAAUUUCCAGCAUGAAAUGCAACAAAAACGGGGAAUGCAGGCGGGACUCUGGCACAGGGAGUCUCCGGUCCAUCAUGUCCAAGGCGGACGGGACUAGACGCGCCGCUUGCAAUUCAACGACCAGCAUGGACGGGAUCGGAGCCCUAACUCAGGGGCAGGACGCGUCAAACCCCACCUGUGUCCCGGAGAAGAAGGACUCGAAAGUGUCCUUUUCCAACGCGCCGAGUCGGAAAGCUUCAUCCACCAUCCACGGCUCACAGCAGCCCAGGAACUCGGUGACAUUUCUCAAAUCCGAGGAUGCUUCUCAGGUUGUGGCCGAGGAUAGCGAGACUCAGGGCAGCCAGACGAGCUUCAUGCAGCGGCAGUUCAGCAGCAUGCUGCAGCCCGGGGUCAACAAAUUCUCCUUACGCUUGUACGGGAGUCAGAAAGCGGUGGAGAAGGAGCAAGAACGGGUGAAAUCGGCGGGCAACUGGAUCAUUCACCCCUACAGUGACUUCAGGUUCUACUGGGAUUUCACCAUGCUUCUUUUCAUGGUGGGCAACCUGAUCAUUAUACCUGUCGGCAUCACGUUCUUCUCAGAAGAGACCUCCACUCCGUGGAUCCUCUUCAAUGUCGUCUCAGACACCUUCUUCCUUAUGGACCUGGUGCUCAAUUUCCGCACUGGCAUCAUUAUCGAGGACAAUUCCGACAUCAUCCUGGACCCCAAAACCAUCAAGAAGAAGUACUUAAGGACCUGGUUUGUGGUGGACUUUGUCUCGUCCAUUCCAGUGGAUUAUAUCUUCCUGAUUGUGGAACAGGGCAUAGACUCAGAAGUGUAUAAGACGGCGCGUGCUCUAAGGAUUGUGCGUUUCACUAAGAUCCUAAGUUUGCUGAGGCUGCUGCGGCUUUCUCGGCUAAUACGCUACAUUCACCAAUGGGAAGAGAUCUUCCACAUGACCUAUGACCUUGCGAGUGCAGUGAUGAGGAUAAUUAACCUGAUCGCGAUGAUGUUGUUGCUGUGCCACUGGGACGGGUGUCUACAGUUCCUGGUGCCCAUGCUGCAAGACUUCCCCUCAGACUGCUGGGUAUCCCUCAACAAGAUGGUGAAUGACACGUGGAGUGAGUUGUACUCGUUUGCAGUGUUUAAAGCAAUGAGUCACAUGUUGUGCAUUGGUUACGGUCGUCAGGCUCCAGAGAGUCUCUCUGAUAUCUGGUUGACCAUGCUCAGUAUGAUUGUGGGUGCCACCUGCUACGCCGUCUUCAUCGGACACGCUACGGCCCUCAUCCAAUCACUGGACUCCUCACGACGUCAGUACCAGGAAAAGUACAAACAAGUGGAGCAGUACAUGUCCUUCCAUAAACUACCUGCAGAUUUCCGACAGAAGAUCCAUGAUUACUAUGAACACCGUUACCAGGGUAAGAUGUUUGAUGAAGAAAGCAUCCUAGAGGAACUAAACGAGCCGCUCAGAGAGGAAAUAGUGAACUUUAACUGCCGUAAGCUGGUGGCCACGAUGCCCAUGUUUGCCAACGCCGAACCCAACUUUGUGACGGCCAUGCUUACGAAGCUCCGUUUUGAAGUCUUCCAACCAGGCGAUUACAUCAUCCGUGAGGGCACCAUUGGCAAGAAAAUGUACUUCAUUCAACAUGGCGUCGUUAAUGUUAUUACCAAAGGAACUCCCGGCUUGAAACUUUCUGAUGGCUCCUACUUUGGAGAGAUCUGUUUGCUGACGCGAGGCCGUCGCACGGCGAGCGUGCGAGCAGAGACAUACUGUCGGCUGUACUCUCUCUCAGUGGACAAUUUUAACGAGGUGUUGGAGGAAUACCCCAUGAUGAGGAGGGCGUUUGAGACUGUGGCCAUUGACCGACUGGACCGCUUAGGAAAAAAGAAUUCCAUCCUAAUGAAUAAAGUACAGCACGACAUCAAUUCUGGCAUCUUGAACAACCAUGAGAACGAGAUGAUCCAGGAGAUUGUAAAGUAUGACCGUGAGAUGGUGAAGCUGAUAGACCUGCAACGCCCACGUGCCUUGUCCAUGACGCCAUCCAUGCCCGGUGGGAUGUUCGCACCACAUGGCCAAUCACAGGGCAGCUCUGCCAUUGCUUCCCUCCAGCAGGCAGUUGCGAUGAGCUUCUGUCCCCAGUUUGGCGGCCCUAUGGUGGGGCCAAGCACCUUGCAGUCACCCAGGUUGGUCCGACGGUUCCAGGUGAUACAAAACCUUGCCAGCCCAGUUGCCAAUUCUCCCCAGCAGGGACAGCCACCGAGUUCGGUACCAUUUGGAGCGCUUGCUGCUGUAGCUUUGGCGAGUACGCCGGUGCAAAGUCCGCUAGUAGCAGCUGCAACUGGUGGACGCACAUUCCAGUAUGGUGGUGGCCAAAUGGGUGGCCGUUCAGGCUCUCAGUUAUCACUUAUCCAACAGCACGUUCCCAGUCCCACACGAGCCACCCCACUCAAGAGCUCCCACCCAUUGCACCAAAUGGGCAGCUUGACCCAGGACGCCAGAGCUCUGUCUGCUUCCCAGCCCUCUCUGCCUCAAGAUGGCUCUCCACCUGUUGCACCGAGCCCACCACCAUCAACUCGCGUUUCCUCUACAUCGAUUGGCCCAGCCAUCCCCGGGCCUUCUGGAAUUAGGAGUGCAGUUCCUCAGAGAGUGACGCUACCCCAUCAAGCGGCAACAGCAGCAGCAACGGUUGUAAAUUACCCAUCCACACCACCUCCUACAGGUACUCCAACUUGUGUGGUAGGACCGGCACCUGUGGACUCCAAAAUACGCAAGAAAGAUUCCAUAGUCAGCCUUCCUGAGACGGACAACACAGCCAGAUCCAGGCUAUCGUCCAAUCUCUGA
Xyrauchen texanus (razorback sucker) is the source of this 3102-nucleotide messenger RNA. Its product is annotated as potassium/sodium hyperpolarization-activated cyclic nucleotide-gated channel 2-like. The record is from RefSeq and is a predicted model, not a curated record. The transcript has 8 exons. Gene Ontology annotation, biological process: potassium ion transport; transmembrane transport. Gene Ontology annotation, molecular function: voltage-gated potassium channel activity. Gene Ontology annotation, cellular component: membrane. Bases 1 to 3102 code for a protein of 1033 amino acids. Lineage: Eukaryota; Metazoa; Chordata; Actinopteri; Cypriniformes; Catostomidae.